AUGGGAAUCUACGGGGAAGGUGUGGACAAGUUUGAAGGUGUCGUUGGUAAAGAGCUUGACCGUGUUCUGGAGGAGAUGGACACUGCUAGAGCUACAGGCCUGGAUAUCCACAUGCCCCAGAUUUUGUCGAGAUCUCUGAAGAUCAUUUUGUACGUGCUGGUCAAUGGUGACAUCGAUCCUGAAAAGCUCAGCUGUGAUAUUGUUGAUGCGAUGGAGCGUUAUGAUAAUGCAUUGAACCGGAUGAUGGACAUACAGAAUCUCACAGCCCUCAAGUUUUUCCCACCACUUCGCAAGAUUGGCAAGUACAAGAGAAUUUGCGAUGACGUCCUUGAGAGUAAAGCAGAGGCUGAGAAAAUUAUGUUUGAAGACCUUAAGGGAAUUCUCACUGAGAGGAUCAAGGGCAGUGAAUUUGAAAAUAUAAAAGAGCAAACUCAUAUGACGUCACGAUCCAGUCUGCUGAACAUCAUACUGAUCCUGAUCCACCACCCAGAGAUUGCACAUCGGGUACAGGAAGAGAUCGAGUCUGUGAUCGGGGAUCGAAGACCGCGCGUGGAAGAUCGGCUGAGUAUGCACUACACAGAGGCCGUCGUUAUUGAGAAUCUCAGAUAUGUCAGCCAGAUACCUCUCAGUUCCUUUCGCAAUGCCCGCGAAGACAUUCACAUUGACGGUUAUGUCAUCCCAAAAGGCACGCAGACUCAGUCUCACAAAUCUGAUAUAAAUUAA
Aplysia californica (California sea hare) is the source of this 723-nucleotide messenger RNA. Its product is annotated as steroid 17-alpha-hydroxylase/17,20 lyase-like. Bases 1 to 723 code for a protein of 240 amino acids. Gene Ontology annotation, molecular function: heme binding; oxidoreductase activity, acting on paired donors, with incorporation or reduction of molecular oxygen; iron ion binding. The record is from RefSeq and is a predicted model, not a curated record. NCBI's taxonomy places the organism in Eukaryota, Metazoa, Mollusca, Gastropoda, Aplysiida, Aplysiidae. The transcript has 6 exons.